Ictalurus furcatus (blue catfish) is the source of this 2448-nucleotide messenger RNA. RefSeq names its product YJU2 splicing factor homolog B (gene yju2b). The transcript is spliced from 11 exons. Gene Ontology annotation, biological process: mRNA splicing, via spliceosome. Bases 195 to 1361 code for a protein of 388 amino acids. NCBI's taxonomy places the organism in Eukaryota, Metazoa, Chordata, Actinopteri, Siluriformes, Ictaluridae. Gene Ontology annotation, cellular component: U2-type spliceosomal complex; post-mRNA release spliceosomal complex. The record is from RefSeq and is a predicted model, not a curated record.
GCAGGUGGAGGAAACACGCUAUAACGCUCCCUCAAUUCGAAGAAGAAGUAAUAGUUUGUUUGGCAAACGAGACUGAUUAGCUUCAGGAUUCUAGCCUUGAAUUUACGUCCGCACGUGAUCAACAUCUUGUUGUUCAGCAUCUUGGAGAAGACUUUGAUAAAGGUCGUCUUGGCUGAGUUGACUGAGCUGCCAACAUGGGGGAGAGAAAAGGAGUGAACAAAUAUUAUCCUCCAGAUUUUGACCCUGCUAAGCAUCGUUCUAUCAAUGGCUACUGGAACACACAUCCACUGCGCGAGAGAGCCAGGAAGCUCUCUCAGGGCAUUCUCAUUAUCAGGUUUGAGAUGCCCUAUAAUAUCUGGUGCGAUGGCUGUAAGAACCACAUAGGCAUGGGGGUUCGAUACAAUGCGGAAAAGAAGAAAGUGGGCAAUUACUACACUACACCAAUAUACAGGUUCAGAAUGAAGUGCCACCUGUGUGUGAACUACAUCGAGAUGCAGACCGAUCCAGCCACGUGCGAUUACGUUAUCGUGAGCGGUGCGAGCCGCAAAGAGGAGAGAUGGAACAUGGCUGAAAAUGAACAAAUCCUCACCACUGAGCGCACGGAGAAGGAAAAGCUCGAGACCGAUGCCAUGUACAAGCUGGAUCACGGCGGCAAAGACAAAGAGAAGCUGCGUGCCGCCAUUCCAUCUCUUGCCGAGCUGCAGGAGCACCAGGCUGGAUGGAAAGACGACUUUGAGCUCAACAGGGCCCUCCGCAGGAAGUUCAGGGAUGAGAAGAAGGCCAUAUGUGAAGAGGAGGAGAAGGAUAACGCCGUGAGGAAGAGGAUGGGUCUGUCUAUUCCUUUGGUGCCGGAAAAGGACGAAGACAAAAGGCUCGCCUCACUGCUCACCUUGCAGAGUCCUGACUCAUACGAGAACAGACAGCAUACGAAGAGGCAGCAGAUCUCCUCUCGCUCCUGGUUUUCUCCGUCUUCCUCCGGUCCAUCGGGCAGCGCUGUGGGAAACCUCCUGAACAAACUGGGCCAGAAGGGCAGAGACGCCGCUGCUGCCAAAGCUGUGAACGCCGCUCCGAGCACCUCUCUCGUCCGCAGGAGGUCAGAUGGUGGCCUUACAUCACGUUCCACCCAGGAGUCCGUUUCGUCUCCCGACGACGUGGCCACUUCCGACGUGGAAAACGCUGAUUCGUCUCCCAUACAGCGUUCAGAGGACAGACAGGACACCUAUAGACUGUCCACAGACCAGAGGGCUGGAAAGCCAGCUCCAGAGGUGCAUUAUGGGAUGGGACACAAUAGCACUGAAUCCUGCUCUACAUUGUCACUAGUGGCAGAUUACAGUGACUCGGACUCGGAUUCGGGUCAGUGAGGAAGCACGGGAACGGACUGAAAUCAAAACCACACACAUCGCAGACUGUCUGAUCAAAAAAGAAACAGUUUCUAAACUUUCGGGAAACAGAGUGAUAACGCGGGCUUUGUCAAAACCGUACAAAUGGGACACUCAACGUGAUUUUGGAAAGUUUGUUAUCAUUAAAAUUACCUUUCCAUGAUAUGUAGAAUUAUUCGCACCCUUCAUUUUUAUUUAUUUCUCUUUUUUUAAAUAUACAUUCACACCCAAUUAUAAAGUAGAAACUUCUACUGUGAAUUAAUGCAAUAAAUCGAAGCAUGCCCAAUCUCUCAAUUGUUACCGCUAUAUGAGGAAGUGUAAUAAUAAAUCAAUAGUAGUGUUUAUUUAGAUCUUCCAGUAAAUGUGUUAUCUGUGUUUGCAGAACAAUGCUGAACCUUGAAACUGUCAGCAAAAAAAAAAGGCAUGGGUUUGUGUUUGUAGAUUGUAGAUAGUCGAUUGGGUUCAGAUAUAGGGUGAUGGAAGGUAUCCUUAAUAUAAAGAAGCUGUCGAUUUUUGGCGAACUCAUUCCCGCUGUAGCUUCAGAUUCCCGUUCUCAGUGGACAGGAGUGAAACCCAACGUGGUCUUCUCCUGUUGUAGUGCAUCCUCCUCAAGGUUCGAUGUGUUGUGCGGUCUGAGAUGCUUUUCUGCUCACCACGGUUGUAGUGUGUUUGAGUUACUCGAGGCCGUUCUCCUCUGUCCUUUCUCAUCAAGAAGUCGCUUCUACUUGCAGAGAUGCUGCUCACUUUGUUUUUUCUGCACCAUUCUGUAUAAAAUAUUAAUUGGCUAUUUACGGUGCCCUCCACUAAUAUUGGCGCCCUUGGUAAAUAUGAGCCAAGAAGGCUGUGGAAAAAUUGUCUUAAUUGUUUGAAACUUUUGAUCUUUAUGAAAUUCACAAAAAUACUCUGCCAUCAUUGAUGUUGAACACAACACCGGUCUAUCAAAAAAAAACAACUGUUAAAUAUAGGUGUGCAACAAUUAUUGGCAGCCCUAUGAAUUCAUAUGAGAAAAAUAUAUUCCAAGUAUAUUCCCAUUGAUUAUUUAAUAUUUUUGUAGUAUACCUGGGUGACU